AUGAUGCCUUCUCCCCGUCGUCGUCCUCGAACGUCUUCAACGUCGUUGUCUCUGUCGUUACACCAACGUCCAAGCUUAGAAUUGAAGAGAAAGAGGAAGUAUCUGGCGAACAAGAACAAGAAACAAGUGUUUCAGCAGGUGGUAUCAAGUGUAACAGUAACUGGAGAAAACGAGUGGACAAUAAAAAAAGAGUGGUGCGAGGCUGGCGGAGAAGAAUUUGGAGGUGACUCUCCGUCGAAAUGCUUGAGAUCAGACGGAGCGUAUUCAUCUUCUAGCCUUCCUUUACUUCUUGUGCUUCUUAUUAGUUGCUUGAUUGUCUUGCCUAACUGUGCAUUUGGACGUCAAUCAGCGCAUCAUCAUCGUACGUGCCCUGGAUGUCCGCAUCAGCACGUCCACACUAUUCACCGUAAAGAAAUAGGACCAAGCCCUGAUGAUUUACGACUUGAAGCUAUCAAACAUCAAAUACUUACAAAACUUGGACUACGGAAUCGUCCAGAUGUCAAUAAGACAUUGGCACAAGUACCGCGACAUCUUGCUCUUGAAACUCUUUAUCGUGCCGAAGCACAGCCAUCACCUGAAUAUCCUGACAUACGGAAUACCCUACACGAUAAUAAUAAACGUAAACAUAAAGACGAAUAUGGACAAUUUUUUUAUGCAAGCGACGAAUACUCUUAUAAUAGGAAUGUCAACCAGGCCGAGGAGUCGAUGACCGAGGGCGUGACAUCCACCGAGAGUUUUAGAGAAAGUGGAUACGAAGAUUAUCGGGGUACAGAUGUUGAGAUGGAUGACUUUUAUGCGAGAACGUCUGAAAUAAUUACAUUUGCCGAGCCUGGACGGACGUUGAAUGGCCAACCACUUCUGGAAUUCCCAAUGUCAAGUGGUGAACCAGCUUUAGAACCUUUAAAAAUAAAACGCGCAAUAUUAUGGGCGAGGGUAGAGUUAAAACACAUUCAUCAUUACCAACAUCACCGACGGCAGAUCAAUCAAAGAAACAUUACCUUGUGGCUGUUUAAAGUUCGCUGUGGUAAUACGACUCAUUUACGCGGCAAGGAAUUGAGCGAACAUUUAGAAAUGGUGACAUCAUUAACUGUAAAUGUAGGCCAAUUGGGUUGGCAAAAAUUUGACGUUACUAAAAUAGUAAGUAAUUGGUAUACGUCACAUAGACACGUAAAAGAAAGGCUGACACUUCUUGUGGAUUGUACGGGUUGUGGUACACACGUGCAUAUUUCCACUUUUAACGUUCAAGCAUCACGCGUUGUUGAUUCGUCCAUCGACUCAAAAAAUGCUCAAGAUCCAGACCGUCCAUUUUUAGUUGUACGAACCGAUCCAGCUGCAGUAAAGCGGGUGAGAAGACGCGCAAUUGAAUGCAGUGGCGCAUUAAAAGGACAAUGUUGUAAACAAAGGUUUUACGUCAGUUUUUCGCAACUUGGGUGGGACGAUUGGAUAAUAGCACCUCAAGGAUACUACGCAAACUACUGCAGAGGUGAUUGUGCAGCCGGACACCGCACGCCCGAUACAUUUCUCAAUUAUUACACACACGUAAUUGAGGAGUAUAGGAAAAUGGAUAGACUGGCAGGAAUGCAACCAUGCUGCGCUCCUCUUAAAUUUUCACCAAUGUCAUUGAUAUAUUACGGUCCAGAUUCAAACAUUAUCAAACGGGAUUUACCAAAAAUGGUAGUGGACGAAUGUGGUUGUCCUUAA
This is a messenger RNA of Microplitis demolitor, 1701 nucleotides long. It is a transcript of the gene Actbeta, whose product is annotated as inhibin beta chain. Gene Ontology annotation, molecular function: cytokine activity; growth factor activity. Bases 1 to 1701 code for a protein of 566 amino acids. The transcript has 6 exons. Gene Ontology annotation, biological process: SMAD protein signal transduction. Lineage: Eukaryota; Metazoa; Arthropoda; Insecta; Hymenoptera; Braconidae. The record is from RefSeq and is a predicted model, not a curated record. Gene Ontology annotation, cellular component: extracellular region.